AUGAUCCCUGCCCCCAAGGACAUCCUGCCAUCAGACGCCCCUGCCAUUGGACCCCCUGCCAUCAGUCGCCCUGUCAUUGGACUUCCUGCCAUCGGACCUCCUGACAUCUGGAACCCCUGCCAUCAGACGCCCUGCCAUCGGACCCCUGCCAUCAAACCUCCUGCCAUCAAACCUCCUGCCAUCGGACCCCCUGCCAUCGGACCUCCUGACAUCUGGAAACCCUGCCAUCAGACGCCCUGCCAUCGGACCUCCUGCCAUCGGACCCCUGCCAUCAAACCUCCUGCCAUCGGACCCCUGCCAUCAAACCUCCUGCCAUCGGACCCCUGCCAUCGGACCUCCAGCCCUCGGACCUCCUGCCAUCGGGCCCCUGCCAUCGGACCUCCUGCCAUCGGACCCCUGCCAUCGGACCUCCUGCCAUCGGACCCCUGCCAUCGGACCUCCUGCCAUCGGACCCCUGCCAUCGGACCCCUGCCAUCGGACCUCCUGCCAUCGGACCCCUGCCAUCGGACCCCUGCCAUCGGACCCCUGCCAUCGGACCCCUGCCAUCGGACCUCCUGCCAUCGGACCCCUGCCAUCGGACCUCCUGCCAUCGGACCCCUGCCAUCGGACCUUCUGCCAUCGGGCCCCUGCCAUCGGACCCCCUGCCAUCGGACCCCUGCCAUCGGACCUCCUGCCAUCGGACCCCUGCCAUCGGACCUCCUGCCAUCGGACCCCUGCCAUCGGACGGUGGCUGGAACACACCGGAAAUUGUCGCAGCCCUGCGGUUGCUCAGGCGGCACUUUAAAGGGGAUGUGCCUUGAGCUGUGA
Nyctereutes procyonoides (raccoon dog) is the source of this 807-nucleotide messenger RNA. RefSeq lists its product as uncharacterized. The coding region runs from base 1 to 807 and encodes 268 amino acids. The record is from RefSeq and is a predicted model, not a curated record. NCBI's taxonomy places the organism in Eukaryota, Metazoa, Chordata, Mammalia, Carnivora, Canidae. The transcript is spliced from 2 exons.